CUUUCUUUUAUGAUCCCUAAGAAAAAUCCCCAAAAUUUUCAACUUUCCUUGAGAAAAUCUAAAGAAAAAUGGAGACCGGCUUAAACGACACCGAAUCAUUACUUGCUCGCAUCAAACAAUUAGAACAUGAGCGUGAUGAAUUGCGUAAAGAUAUAGAACAAUUGUGUAUGCAACAAGCUGGACCAAGCUAUCUUGGUGUGGCUACUCGAAUGCAUUUCCAGAGGACAGCUGGAUUAGAGCAGGAGAUUGAGAAUUUGAGAAAGGAAUUAGCUGCUUGUACCCGGCAUAACCAAAAUCUUCAAGAGGAGCUUUCUGAAUCUUAUCGAAUUAAAACUCAGCUGGCCGAUCUACAUCGUGAGGAGGCUGCUAAGAAUCUGGAAGCUGAGAAGCAGGUUAAGUAUUUCCAAGGCUGUGUGGCUGCUGCUUUUGCUGAACGGGAUCGUUCGAUCUUGGAGGCUGAAAAGGCUAAGGAGAAGGAAGAGCUCAUGGCUCAGAAGUAUAAUGAGUUUCAGGCAAGGUUAGAAGAGCUUGCAUCGAAUUGUCUUGAACAGAGCAGAUGUAAUGAUGCACUGCAAAUCGAUCUUGCAAAGCAAAAAGAGGAAAAUGGAACUUUAAAGAAGGUUAUUGGCAAGUUUUACGAGAUCAGGCAAGAAACUCUUGGGGAAUUAGAGGAUUCUAGUUUGGAUGAUAAAUGUACAUGUCUCUUAAAUGAUCCUGCAGAAUUGUGGAGUUUCAACGAUUCUUCCACUGCUAAAUACAUUAGUUCAUUGGAAGCAGAGCUGGAAAGAGUAAGGAGAUCUGUUGAUGAUCUACGAAACAAAUUGCGAAUGGGUUUGGAGAUUGAAAAUCAUUUAAAGAAGAAAUUUCGUGAAUUGGAAAGAAAGAAAAUCACUUCAGGCAAAAUGAUUUUGAACAGGGUCACAGAAUUACGCCAUUAUCAUUCUGAGCAAAAAAUUCAAAUUAUGAAUUUACUUGAUAUGGAAAGAUCACAUAUCAAAAGAUCUGUUGAUGCAGUAGAAGAGAAAAUUAGGCAAGUUGAUCCAAGAGGGCAAAAUGUGCAUAGUGUUCUCAAGCCAGAUGAAGAUGAGCGUGUAGAUGUACAUACAAGUACUGAUGCUGAAGAAAAAAUUAGACAAUUUAAUCCAAGAGGGCAUCAUGUGCAAUGUUUUCUCAAACCAGAUGAAGAUGGGCGUGUAGUUGUACAUAUAAGUACUGAUGCUGAAUCCAAGUUGGUGUCUAAGGGGGUGGAUUUAAAUACUGCUGAGAAUAAGGGUGAUGCCUCAGAAGCCCUUUCACAGGCAUUGCAAGAAAAGAGGGAUUUGCUCGAUUCAAAUACUGCUGAGACUAAGCUUAAUGCCUCAGAAGCCCUUGCAAAGGCAUUGCAAGAAAAGAGGGGCAUGCUGGAUUUAAAUACUGCUGAGACUAAAGGUGACGCCUCAGAAGCCCUUGCACAGGCAUUGCAAGAAAAGGUAGCAGCACUGUUGCUUUUAUCGCAGCAGGAAGAAAGGCAUUUACUUGAGAAAAAUGUUAAUGCAGCUCUUCAGAAAAAGAUAGAUGAACUUCAUAGAAAUUUGCUUCAAGUUACAAAUGAAAAGGUGAAGGCUCUCCUUGAGUUGGCACAGUUCAAGCGGAGAUAUCAGUUAUUGCAACAGAAAAUCAGUAAUGAGAUGAAGCAAGGGAAUGUUUUGGCUGAAGUUGCUGACAGAAGGGUUGUUACAUAUGAAAAAGAUGGAAAACUAAAAAAUCUGCUAAAGAAAACAUAUCUGAAACGUUGGGUUGGUGCACUAGAUGCUGGGGAGAAUGAAGCUGAAUCUCCUCCAAAUAGCAUAGAUUUCGUUAGAUUGAGAAUCGAAAAUGCUACACUGAAGGAGAGCAUGGAAAGUAUAGACCUCCUGACUUCUACAGUUCAUAGAUUGCGUCUUUCACUUCUUAAGGUAAUGGAGCUGAUUAAUUCGAAAGAUUCAGAUACUAGUUCAUUAGAGACACUUGAUGAGAUCAUUACUGAGGCAAAACUUGUGAAGACCACCCUCGGCAGCUCCCUGCCCGUUACUUGGUCAGCUGAGGGAGAUGUUGAACCGAUUGGAGAAAGUAUAGACGGUGAGGCAAGUGAUAUGUUCGAGGAUUCCAGCAGUCAGAAAAUAUAUUCAGUUUCUGCUGCAGGGUUUGAGAUGCUGGAUCUGCUAACGCUUGCCGCUCAGAUAUUAAAGGAAACUCCCCGAACCUGCUCUUCAAGUACAUCCUGAUUUUAUCCUGAUCCGUGUUCUAGUCCUGAUUUCAGCUUCGACAUAUGCACAUGUGAUGCCAAGUUGUUUAUGUCGAACAGCAGCUCUGUAAAAUAGGAGAGGUUGAAGAAAACGAAGUAUCCGGUUUUCGGUUUCCGUUGCUGCAGGCGUUUCCGGUUUUCGGGAUUCCAUGUCCAAGUGUAAAAGGGAUGUUGGGCUGUCUCCCCAGACUACACAAUACAUUGAUAUGUUCGCUGUGU
Hibiscus syriacus is the source of this 2482-nucleotide messenger RNA. Its product is annotated as early endosome antigen 1-like. NCBI's taxonomy places the organism in Eukaryota, Viridiplantae, Streptophyta, Magnoliopsida, Malvales, Malvaceae. The record is from RefSeq and is a predicted model, not a curated record. The coding region runs from base 69 to 2243 and encodes 724 amino acids. The transcript has 19 exons.